Messenger RNA from Nycticebus coucang (slow loris), 2463 nucleotides. RefSeq names its product fucosyltransferase 4 (gene FUT4). Lineage: Eukaryota; Metazoa; Chordata; Mammalia; Primates; Lorisidae. The record is from RefSeq and is a predicted model, not a curated record. The transcript has a single exon. Gene Ontology annotation, molecular function: alpha-(1->3)-fucosyltransferase activity. Gene Ontology annotation, cellular component: membrane. Bases 127 to 1671 code for a protein of 514 amino acids.
GCGCCCUGGGAUGAACGGGGCCUUCGCUCUGGAAGGCGAGGGUUCGGGCCACCGAGAUCGUGGGCCGGGGCGGGGGGCGCGCUCGGGGCGGCCGUGGAGCCCCCGAGGCGGGAUCGCGAGUAGCGGAUGAGGCGCGUGUGGGGCGCGGCCGCGGAGCCCGGCAGCUCGGGCGGGGGUGGGGAGCGGGCGGGGGCGCAGCCAGAAACGCCCGGGGCCUGGCCGGGCUGGGCUGGCUCGGGGCACCGUGGAAGGGAGGGACGAGAGGCGCCGGGCUGGGCGGCCUGGCCGGCGCACCUCGCUCUGGCGGCGCGCCCCGCCCGGGACUCGGGAGGAGGCGAGCCCGGCCCCGGGCCUCUGGACUCAGAGACCGCCCCUUCCCGCUCCCGGGCCGGCGGCGAGCGGCAGCGACGGCAGCAUGAGAGCCGGGGCGGCCCCUCCACGCCUGCGGACGCGCGGCCAGCGGCUCUGCCUCCGCGCGCCAUGGGGGCGCUGUGGGGCGCGGGCGGGCGGCGCCGGGGCCGGGGGCUGCCGCGGGGCGCCCCGCUGGCGGCGGCCGGCAUGCUGUGCACCGCGCUGGCCGCGUACGCCUGCUGGGGGCAGCUGCCGCCGCUGCUGCCCUGGGCGCCCGCCGCCCCGCCGCGGCCCGUGAGUGUGCUGCUGUGGUGGGAGCCCUUCGGGGGGCGCGGCGCCGCGCACAGGCAGCCCCCCGACUGCUGGCUGCGCUUCAACAUCAGCGGCUGCCGCCUGCUCACCGACCGCGCCGCCUACGGAGAGGCGCACGUCGUGCUCUUCCACCACCGCGACCUGGUGACGGCGCCCCCCGACUGGCCCCCGCCCUGGGGUGCCCAGGUGCGCGACGCGAAGGAGCUGCGCGUUCUAGACCAGGAAGAGGAAGCUGCGGGGGCGGUAGAAGCCCUGGCGACCCCGGGCCCCAGACCCCCCGGCCAGCGCUGGGUGUGGAUGAACUUUGAGUCACCCUCACACUCCCCGGGGCUGCGAAACCUGGCCGCUGACCUCUUCAACUGGACGCUGUCCUACCGGACCGACUCGGACAUCUUCGUGCCUUAUGGCUACCUGUACCCCAGGAGCCACCCGGGCGACCAGCCGUCAGGCCUGGCCCCGCCGCUGGCGCGGAAACGGGGCUUGGUGGCCUGGGUGGUGAGCCACUGGGACGAGCGCCAGGCCCGGGUCCGCUACUACCACCAGCUGAGCCAGCACAUAGCCGUGGACGUGUUCGGCCGGGGCGGGCCGGGGCAGCUGGUGCCGGACAGCGGCCUCCUGCACACGGUGGCCCGCUACAAAUUCUACCUGGCUUUCGAGAACUCGCAGCACCUGGAUUAUAUCACGGAAAAGCUCUGGCGCAAUGCUCUGCUCGCCGGGGCGGUGCCGGUGGUGCUGGGCCCAGACCGUGCCAACUACGAGCGCUUCGUGCCCCGUGGCGCCUUCAUCCACGUGGACGACUUCCCGAGUGCCGCCUCCCUGGCCUCGUAUCUGCGCUUCCUCGACCGCAACCCAGCAGUCUACCGCCGCUACUUCAGCUGGCGCAGGAGCUACGCCGUGCACGUCACCUCUUUCUGGGACGAGCCUUGGUGCCGGGCCUGCCAGGCCGUGCAGAGGGCUGGGGACCGGCCCAAGAGCAUACGCCACCUGGCCAGCUGGUUUGAACGGUGAAGCCGCCCUGCUCUGUCAGUGACCCAGGGAGGCCAGCUUGUGUGCGUCUCCUUGACAGCCGAAUCAUGGGACUAACUUCUCCAAACACCCAUUUUUGCUCUUUGGGAGAAAGGUGAUUUACCAAUUACUAUUAUUCAGUUUUGCACUACGCGCAGUUGGGUUUCCUCUGCUGUUGAUGGCCAGCAGUUUUGAGGAGUGAAGAAUGGGGCCUCUUCCUCACCUUAUACCCAGUGUAGAGAUGAAGAAAUAGGUGCAAGAAGCCGCUGGGGCGGAUUCUCUGAAUUUCUUCAUCUACCACAGGCCAUAUUUGCGGCCUGCACAGCCUCCAAAUCUCAAAUACACUGCUCCUCAGCUCACAUUCCCUGGACCAAGAUGAAGCAAACCCUGGUUUUAGAAAGAGCCUUGUUGCCUCCCAGGAGUUGAAGGACUGUUUCCACACAUAAGUCUUUUUCUUUGUUUGGAUUCCUCAAAGCCUUGGCUCCUGAGAAAGGUGAGGAGGGCGGUCCAAAAAGCCAUUGACUUUCUUAACAAGUACAGUUUGUUUCCCUUCCCUAUGAAUGGAAACAAGAUAGAUACUGGACCGUCUUUGGAGGGGAGUUAAGAUGAACUUGUGGGUGUACCUCAUACACACAGAAAUGUAUUCCUGCAAAGCUGCCUUAAAAUCAAAUCCCAAAUUCAGUGACCUAGGGACGUUCAGUAUUUAAUGGAACCCUAUGGAGAAUCCCUUUACAAUGUGAAUAAUCAUCUCCUAAUUUAUUCUGUUUUUAUGUUUUACUAUAACUUGGAUUUUUU